Messenger RNA from Cheilinus undulatus (humphead wrasse), 442 nucleotides. RefSeq names its product MICOS complex subunit Mic10-like. NCBI's taxonomy places the organism in Eukaryota, Metazoa, Chordata, Actinopteri, Labriformes, Labridae. Gene Ontology annotation, cellular component: mitochondrion; MICOS complex; mitochondrial inner membrane. The transcript has 4 exons. Bases 65 to 295 code for a protein of 76 amino acids. The record is from RefSeq and is a predicted model, not a curated record.
AGUGAGGGGGCGUAGCUGACAUUUCUCUCGCGAUAUUUCGAUCAACUUCCUGACUGCUGAAAACAUGGCGGACGAACACGGACGGAAAUGGGACCGCUGUCUUGCUGACACAGUCGUGAAAACAGUCACUGGCCUUGGUGUGGGUGUCGUGUUCUCCGUCCUCCUAUUUAAACGUCGCACAUGGCCUGUGUCGUUUGGUUCAGGGUUGGGACUGGGCAUGGGAUACGCCAACUGCCAGCAUGACUUCAGGUCACCAUACCUCAUACAUGGCCACAUGACUAAGGACCAGCAGUGAAGGACUAAAAGUGAUGAUCAUCCACGAAGGUGCUCAUCUGUUUCCCUGUGUUAUUGUUUUGCUGCCCCUUUCUGUCCUGCCACUAAAGUCCGACCAUGCCUAAAUGGCAGUCGAUGUAUAUUUAAUAAAGUGAUUGUGGAAAAACUC